GAAAGGACACCAUCACUACUGCAGCUCAACACAAUGCUCUGUCUCCCAGUCACUUUGUUCAAGGACUAAAGUAGCGUGGACACUCUCUACCAAACACGAGACUGGAGAGAGUGGACAAGAGACAUUACUAACUGGACAAAAAGAAGAGGAAUGGUUUUACAAAGCUGAGAGGAGACAAAACUGAGAGGAGACAAAGCUGAGAGGAGACAAAACAGAGGAGACAAAACUGAGAGGAGACAAAGCUGAGAGGAGACAAAGCUGAGAGGAGACAAAACUGAGAGGAGACAAAACUGAGAGGAGACAAAACUGAGAGGAGACAAAGCUGAGAGGAGACAAAGCUGAGAGGAGACACCUGCUUUCCUGGACUUGAUAGGAUGACUGGUUUAUGAGGACCAAAGUAAAGAGCCUGGUUUAUGAGGACCAAACUAAAGAGCCUGGACUCAAAACCUCCAUCUCCACUUUCCAACAUCCAACUUUUUGAAGCUAUAGCAUCACUCUCAAAGAAGAAGCUAUAGCACCACUCUCAAAGAAGAAGCUAUAGCACCACUCUCAAAGAAGGAUUGUACUUUUCUCAAACUUGUUCUUUUAGGGAAACAGAGGUAAGGUGAAGAGAGCUCUCCGGUGUGUUGCUUCUCAUUCAGUCACCCCUUGCCGCAGUCCUCUCAUCACCCUCUCCAGGGAGUGUGUGUAUGUGUGAGUGUGUGUGUGUCUGUGAGUUGUCUGCGCUUUUGUAGCACAGGAUGCCCUCGUUAGCCGCGUUGGCUCGGGUGCUGGCGUUGCUUCUCCCUGGGCUGCAGACAGGAUGUGGCUCCGCUACGGUAGCGGGAUCACUUGCGGCGGUGGAUGGAGCUACACGGGGACAGGAGGUGGAGGAGAUCCAGGUGACCCCCUGUCCUUCCUGUGUGCUGGCCCAGAUGAGGAGUGACUACCUGGGCUCGGACCCGGGUUCUGUCCCGGCCCCUCCUGGAUCUGAGUCAGCAUCUGAAUCGGCUCAGACUUCGGCUCAGACGGACAUGGUGGAAGCGGUGAAGCAGCACAUCCUCGACAUGCUCCAUCUCAGCGCGAGGCCCAAUGUCACCCACCCGGUGCCGCGCGCCGCCCUGCUCAACGCCAUCAAGAAACUACACGUGGGCCGCGUGGGCAAGGAUGGCAGCGUGGAGAUCCAGGAGGAGGGGCCGGGGGGCGGCGUGGGGGCGGAGCCGCCCUCCGAGAUCAUCACCUUCGCCGAGCCAGGCGACACUACAUCCGCUGUGACCUUUGACAUUUCCAAGGAGGGCAGUGAGCUCUCAGUGGUGGAGCAGGCCAACGUGUGGCUCUUCCUCAAGCUGGCCAAGGGGCAAGGGCGAGGCAGGGGCAAGGUGAACAUACAGCUUCUGCAGCGCCGCCAGCAGAAGACCAAAGCACCAGGCUUUGCCUUCAACGAGACCCAGGGCGAGGAGGAGGAGUUGGUGUCUGAGAAGAUGGUGGACACGAGGCGCAGCGGCUGGCACACGCUCCCCGUGUCGCACAGCAUCCAGUCCCUCCUGGACACCGGUGGCAGCGUUAUCGAUCUACGAGUCUCCUGCCCGCAGUGCACUGAGGCGGGCGCCACACCCAUCUUGGUCCACACCGAGGGCGAGCAACCAGGACGGGAGAGGGACCAAUCCCACCGGCCUUUCCUCAUGGUCGUAUUGCGGCCCGGCAUGGAGGAACACGCUCGCCGACGCGUCAAACGCGGCCUGGAGUGCGAUGGAAAGAUGCACAUCUGUUGCAAGCGGCAGUUCUAUGUCAACUUCAAGGACAUCGGCUGGAACGACUGGAUCAUCGCGCCGCCGGGCUACCACGCCAACUACUGCGAGGGCGACUGCCCCAGCCAUGUGGCCAGCAUCACGGGCUCCUCGCUGUCCUUCCACUCCACUGUCAUCAACCACUACCGAAUGCGGGGCUACGCGCCCUUCCAGAACACCCAGUCGUGCUGCGUGCCCACGCGGCUACGCGCCAUGUCUAUGCUCUACUACAACGAGGAGCAGAAGAUCAUCAAGAAGGAUAUCCAGAACAUGAUUGUGGACGGGUGUGGCUGCUCAUAAGAGACAAUGAUAGAGAGCAGAUAUAUAUAUAUAUAGACUCACCAAUAACAAGAAGACACCCGUUGGGCCGUUUAUCCCUUCAAACAAAAACAAUACCUUUUUUGGGGGGAAUCAUGUAAAAUAAUUGUUGACUGACUCAUCUGUCCGUUUUGUCUGAUUAUCCGACGGGAAAUUGUGAAGUCUCUAUUUCAGAUUUUAAAAAAGGGAAUACAGAAUAUAUUUUUGUUGAAUGGAGAGCAAGAGUGGGACUACUUAUGUGAUUCCUGCUUCUCUGCACGACAAUGAACUUGGGAACAAUUUUCCCUGAAAGAAAAACCUAUGCAACUGAUCAAGUAUUACCGUGUGGGCUUUUUAAUGUCUCUUUACACAUUAUUGGUGUUUUGAUUUAUUUUUUCAUUUGUAUAAAAGGAAGACUUUUUUUUGCAAAUGUUUUUUUUUUGUUUGUUUUUGUUCAAAUGUGCUUCUUUGUUUCAGUUGUUUUGUAUUGUUACUGUUGAGAGAUACUUGAAAGAAAUAGGUUUGACCAGCUACUGGAGCCAAACACUUUUAUAAUUAAUAACAAGGUUUUUUUUUAAUUAUUAUUAAUAUUUCUGAACUAUUUUGUUUUUUUUACAUGAAAAACAAUUAUUAAUGGUGAAAUUUGCACUAUACCAACAUUCUUGCCAACUUGAUCGCAUUGACGGUAAAACACCAAACAGAUGAAAAGAAACAAACUUCUCAAGCAAAAACAUAUGAAGAGUUUUUUUUCCAACACUGUAAAAAAGAAGUUGUAUAUUUGAAAGAAAUGCGGUUGAGUCUAUCCUAAUCAUGGCAUGGAGUUCCAUGACAGAAAUCUAUCACUUGAUGGUUUAUUUCAGUGACAAAUAAUCAUGUAGUUUAGCUAAAAGUAGUAUUGCUAGGUUUUACACAGUCAAAUGGAACAAAUAACUAUGUUUUUAUGUAUAUAUAUAUAUAUAUAUAUUUAUAAUGAACUGUACACAUGUUACGUAUGACAUCAAUACUUAAAUAUAUGAAACAAUACAAAUCAGUAGAGUAAUAUGAUGUAUGUAAUAUGUGUGUGUAAAACAUUUACAUUUGACCUUUUAGAUACUCUCAUCCAGAGUGACUUUAUCUUAAGAUAUCUAGGUGAGACAACCACAUAUCACAGUCAAAUAUACAGGAUCUGAAAGUUCCAUUCCACCUAAAUAAUGGAGAUAUAUAUAUAUAUAUAUAUAUUCAUAAACAGUCAUUGUUUUACACGUGAAGGUACCCAUAAACAAUUAUUUCUGAUGAAAAAAAAACACACAAAUGUGAACAAAUUGGUGGAUAUAACAUUGUUUUGGAAAUAAACUCUUCAUAUACACACUACAGUUACAGAUCAUAGUCUCUCAAUCAAAGUAACACCAAAGAUAGGAGCACCAUGAGCUUUCAAGUUGAGCAGUUUACCAGAAGGACAAUCUCUACUGAAGCCUCUCGAUUAAUAUUCCUAACAACUAGUGAUGACAAAGACAAAAAACACUUUGAUGUAGGAACACCAUGAAACUUACACUUAAAAGUUUAACAAAAAUACAAAUAAAAUCCGACGGUUAAAUUAUUAUGAUUUUUUUCCCAUAAUUUUCUUUCUUCAACAAUUCUUUCACUGCCAUUUUUCUUGUUCUAAAUGACAAAUUGAAAUUGGAGAACAGUGUAGUUGUAGACAUGUAACAAAUAUGAUAAUAAACAUACUGUAUAACAUGAAAUGUCAUAAAUAACAAAUAUAUAAAGAUCAUUGAAUGUGUUUUAAUUUGGUGAAUUAUUCUUCCUUUGACAAAAGAGAAGACUCUGAAAACAUUUGGACAACUUUACGUACUCUUACUGAACAUGAGGUGUUAUAUUACUUUGUUGUACAAACCACAAAUGUCACUUGUGGAUAUGUUUUUAUAUAAUUUAUUUGGCAGAAAUUGUUGCUUCAUUAUUA
Oncorhynchus gorbuscha (pink salmon) is the source of this 4002-nucleotide messenger RNA. Its product is annotated as inhibin beta A chain-like. The coding region runs from base 741 to 2066 and encodes 441 amino acids. Gene Ontology annotation, cellular component: extracellular region. Gene Ontology annotation, molecular function: growth factor activity; hormone activity; cytokine activity. The transcript has 2 exons. The record is from RefSeq and is a predicted model, not a curated record. Lineage: Eukaryota; Metazoa; Chordata; Actinopteri; Salmoniformes; Salmonidae. Gene Ontology annotation, biological process: SMAD protein signal transduction; BMP signaling pathway.